GCGCACUCGGGUUGCCAUCCCCCUCCCCGGAGGGCUGCGAGGGCGGGAGGACGCCCCAACGCCAGCUCUGGUCCCCUUUCCGUCUCUCGGUUCCUCUUUCCUCCCAAGUAAGGGAAUACGCGGCGAGGAAGAAGCUCCCCCGGGGAAACGCGGAACCAAGUGUUGCAUGGAGAGGGACAGCCAGGAUUUGGGGAGUCACCUCAACUACAGCAGGAAUAUGUUGCCUGACGAAUAGCAGCCAUCUUUCUCAGCUGACAAAACGUGCCUACUGCUGCCACAGACGCUUGAGUCCCCAAACAUCUCCUCAACUACUCAUCCAUUGUGCACCUUCAAUGAGCCAGGCUCUGAGCUGAGCCUCCGCUUCACCCUUCUGAACCAAACUCCAUCCUUGGCCUCAACAGCCUCAUAGUCAGCUUAAAAAUGAGUGAAGAACAAUGGGUCUCUCUCACUUCUGAAGAAUUUGAUCAACUCCAGAAGUACUCAGAAUAUUCCUCUAAGAAGAUAAAGGAUGUCUUGGCUGAAUUUAAUGAGGGUGGGAGCCUCAAACAAUACAACCCACAUGAGCCAAUCAGCUAUGAUGUCUUCAAGCUGUUCAUGAGGGCCUACCUGGAAGUGGACCUUCCUCAGCCACUGAGCACAAACCUCUUCCUGGCCUUCAGCCAGAAGCCCAGACAGGAGACUCCUGACCACUCAAAGGAAAGAGCCAGCUGCAGUGUGCUAAACAGCUCAGAUUCUAGUGUACAAAAUGUGGAUAAUGCUGCCAAAGCAGAUGAGGCCUGUGCCCCUGAUACUGAUACAAACAUGGCCCAGAAGCAAGUGACAGCCAAAGAUCAAGUGACCGCAAGCCCCCUGGGAACUCCUGUUGCUCAGUCCCCAGGCUCAGAGUCUCCUAUAGUGUACUUGAAGGAUGUCGUGUGUUACCUGUCCCUGCUGGAGAGCGGAAGACCUCAAGAUAAACUAGAAUUUAUGUUUCGUCUCUAUGAUUCAGAUGAGAAUGGACUCCUGGACCAAGCGGAGAUGGAUUGCAUUGUCAACCAAAUGCUGCAUAUUGCGCGAUACCUGGAGUGGGAUCCCACAGAGCUAAGGCCUAUAUUGAAGGAGAUGUUGCAAGGGAUGGACUACGACCAAGAUGGCUUUGUGUCACUACAAGAAUGGGUCCAUGGAGGAAUGACCACCAUCCCAUUGCUGGUCCUUCUGGGGAUGGAUGAAUCUGGCUCCAAGGGUGAUGGGCGGCAUGCCUGGACUCUGAAGCAUUUCAAGAAGCCAACCUACUGCAAUUUCUGCCACAUCAUGCUCAUGGGAGUUCGGAAGCAAGGCUUGUGCUGCAUCUACUGCAAAUACACUGUCCACCAACGCUGUGUAUCCAAAAACAUCCCUGGGUGUGUGAAGACACACUCGAAAGCCAGGAGGAGCGGUGAGGUGAUGCAGCACGCAUGGGUGGAAGGGAACUCUUCUGUCAAGUGUGACCGAUGCCACAAAAGUAUCAAGUGCUACCAGAGUGUCACCGCGCGGCACUGCGUGUGGUGCCGGAUGACGUUCCACCGCAAAUGUGAAUUAUCAACAUUGUGUGAUGGUGGAGAACUCAGAGACCAUAUUUUGCUGCCCACCGCCAUAUGCCCUGUCACCCGGGAUAGGCAAGGUGGGAAGUCUGAAGGCAGCAUGGCAGCCAAGACUGAACUUGUCAUGCAGUAUAAGAUCAUCCCUACCCCGGGUACCCACCCCUUGCUGGUCUUGGUGAACCCCAAGAGUGGAGGAAGACAAGGAGAAAGAAUUCUUCGGAAAUUCCACUACCUGCUCAACCCCAAGCAAGUUUUCAAUCUGGACAAUGGGGGUCCUACUCCAGGACUGAACUUUUUCCAUGAUACCCCAGACUUCCGUGUUCUUGCCUGCGGAGGAGAUGGGACCAUUGGCUGGAUUUUGGAUUGCAUUGAUAAAGCCAACUUCGCAAAGCAUCCACCAGUGGCUGUCCUGCCUCUUGGAACAGGAAAUGACCUUGCCCGAUGUCUUCGCUGGGGAGGAGGUUAUGAAGGAGGAAGCUUGACAAAAAUCCUGAAGGACAUCGAGCAGAGCCCCUUGGUGAUGCUGGACCGCUGGUAUCUGGAAGUGAUCCCCAGAGAAGAAGUGGAGAAUGGGGACCAAGUCCCAUAUAGCAUCAUGAACAACUACUUCUCCAUUGGCGUGGAUGCUUCCAUUGCACACAGAUUCCACAUGAUGAGAGAGAAACAUCCUGAAAAGUUCAACAGCAGGAUGAAGAACAAGCUAUGGUACUUUGAAUUUGGCACCUCAGAGACCUUUGCAGCUACCUGCAAGAAACUCCAUGACCACAUAGAACUAGAGUGUGAUGGGGUUGAGGUAGACCUGAGCAACAUCUUCCUGGAAGGCAUUGCCAUUCUCAACAUUCCCAGCAUGUACGGAGGCACCAAUCUCUGGGGAGAGACCAAGAAGAACAGAGCUGUGAUCCGGGAAAGCAGGAAGAGCAUCACAGACCCCAAGGAACUGAAAUUCUGCGUCCAAGACCUCAGUGAUCAGCUCCUUGAAGUGGUGGGACUGGAGGGAGCCAUGGAGAUGGGGCAGAUCUACACAGGCCUGAAGAGUGCAGGAAGGAGGUUGGCCCAGUGUUCCUCUGUCACCAUCAGGACGAACAAGCUGCUGCCGAUGCAAGUGGACGGGGAGCCUUGGAUGCAGCCACGUUGCAUGAUUAAAAUUACUCACAAGAACCAAGCACCUAUGAUGAUGGGACCUCCCCAGAAAAGCAGCUUCUUUUCACUGAGAAGGAAAAGCCGUUCAAAAGAGUCCUGCAAGGUUCCUUUUGAGAAGCAAGCUGCAAGUUUUCUACCUACAGUGAAAUCGGAUGUGGUCAAGGGACAGAACUCCAUUCCAGAAAGCUUGCACAAAAGUCCUUCUGUACAGAGAGACAAAACAACCUCUGGCUGUCCAGAAUUCCUGGCAGGACUCAGGAAACACAGGAUGGUUUCUUCAUUGUCCUUCAAGUGACAACUUCUCCCCAAACUUGCUGAGAAGACAGAGAGUCUGUGGAAAGCUGUGUUUCCAUGUGUUGGUCUCCGUGCUGUCAGUGGGCACUUGUUCGUUUCCAGAAGCUUCUCCUGGUAACUGUUUGUUUAGAGCUGGCUCCAAGAACCCCCAAAGCUGCCUGGGCAGCCCAUCGUAGGUGUGGUAUUUAUUUUCUUAGUACUGUGAACACCUGGGAGUGAAAGUGAAGAAACUGAGAUUUAUUUUUCAAAUUGAUGUUAUAAUAUUGUGUAAAAAGGGGAAAAAAAACUAUUUUAAAAAAUACACACCCCCAUCUUUUU
Molecule: messenger RNA, 3311 nt
Organism: Perognathus longimembris pacificus (Pacific pocket mouse)
Lineage: Eukaryota; Metazoa; Chordata; Mammalia; Rodentia; Heteromyidae
Gene: Dgkg
Product: diacylglycerol kinase gamma
Exons: 26
Coding region: 421-2994 (857 amino acids)
Biological process (GO): lipid phosphorylation; diacylglycerol metabolic process; intracellular signal transduction
Cellular component (GO): plasma membrane
Molecular function (GO): calcium ion binding; ATP-dependent diacylglycerol kinase activity
Source: RefSeq, a predicted model, not a curated record